Molecule: messenger RNA, 1711 nt
Organism: Erpetoichthys calabaricus (reedfish)
Lineage: Eukaryota; Metazoa; Chordata; Cladistia; Polypteriformes; Polypteridae
Product: endophilin-B1
Exons: 11
Coding region: 192-1397 (401 amino acids)
Biological process (GO): membrane organization
Cellular component (GO): membrane; cytoplasm
Molecular function (GO): protein binding
Source: RefSeq, a predicted model, not a curated record
CCUUUUCCUGUCGUGGUUACAGUUUAAUAGACGCGUACAGUUUUGUGGGUUGUGUAGGUUUUGUUGAAUGUACGGAUGUACUGUAUGAUCACUGAUUCUAAAACGGAAAAGCGUGGGACAGAAAACAAGAAAAAAAUACAACCAGCAACACAGUGUUAUCUUAAUGGAUCGGCUUUAGUUAAAUUCUUAUUAUGAACGUCAUGGACUUCAACGUCAAGAGGUUUGCUGCCGACGCCGGUACUUUCCUUAGCCGAGCAGUGCAGUUUACAGAAGAAAAACUUGGUCAGGCUGAAAAGACUGAAUUGGAUGCUAAUCUGGAAAACCUUUUAACCAAAGCUGAAAACACCAAAAUAUGGACAGAAAAAAUAAUGAAGCAGACAGAAGUGCUUCUGCAGCCAAAUCCAAAUGUAAGAAUAGAAGAAUUUCUGUAUGAAAAACUGGAAAAAAAGGCUCCAACACGAAUGAACAACCAUGAACUUUUGGGACAGUACAUGAUCGAUUCUGCAACUGAUUUUGGACCAGGCACUGCCUAUGGAAAUGCUCUUGCAAAAUGUGGUGAAACUCAGAAGCAAAUUGGAAGUGGGGAAAGAGAAUUUAUACAGAGUACUGCGAUUAAUUUUCUGACUCCAUUUCGAAACUUCCUGGAAGGGGAUUUCAAAACAAUUUCUAAAGAACGCAAACUUUUACAAAACAAACGCCUGGAUCUUGAUGCUGCCAAGACGAGGUUGAAAAAAGCUAGAGUUGCAGAGGCCAAAGCAGCACAAUUAAACCAAUGUCAGCCAAGUGGGGAAAACCCAAUGGUAAAUUUCUCUUACAUGCUCAACUACCUGCAUGUAAAAUGGCUAAAGAUGUGGGCUGAAGAGGUGACCAAAGCUGAGCAGGAGCUAAGAAUAACUCAAAGUGAGUUUGAUCGGCAGGCUGAAAUAACCAGACUUCUCUUGGAAGGAAUUAGCGGUACCCAUGCACAUCAUUUGCGCUGUCUGAAUGAUUUUGUGGAAGCCCAGGCAACUUAUUAUGCACAGUGUUAUCAGUACCUCUUGGACCUUCAGAAGCAAUUGGGAAGCUUUCCAUCCACCUUUUCCUCAAACAACAAUCAGACCUCCACAAGUUCGCUUCCCAGCAUUUCUGUACCCUCCAUUCCAAUUUCUACUUCUCUUCCCACUCAAGCAAAUUCUGUUGUCACCUCAGGCUUCAGUGAACUGAGAGCUUCAAGUGGCAGCAGAAAGGCUAGGGUGUUAUAUGACUAUGAUGCGGCAGACAGCAGUGAACUGUCCCUGCUUGCAGAUGAGGUUAUAACAGUGUACAGUGUUCCUGGAAUGGAUUCUGAUUGGCUGAUGGGCCAGAGAGGAAACCAGAAGGGCAGAGUGCCUAUUACCUACUUGGAACUGUUAAAUUGAUCAGGCAAGAAAAAAGGCAGAUAUCUAUUACAGCUGUGAUUUCAUAUUUAUAAGCAUUUUCUUUCAUCUAAACCAAGUUAGAUGUCUUCCACAUUUAUAUGAUGUUAUUGAUGCCACAGCACAAGUGCCCGUAAUGAUGGAAAUAUCAUUAUAAAUAUCAGACUUCUGUGUAAUUCUGAUUUGCAUUUUGUUAAACGUUUUUACAGUCUCUGUGCCAAUAAGACUUCAUGAAUUUAUUUUCUUCUAAAUUUUUCAACAACUUCAAGCAUCAGCUUUUAUGUACCCUAGUGCCUAAAAUAAAUUUUUUUGCCAUA